This is a messenger RNA of Zalophus californianus (California sea lion), 2643 nucleotides long. It is a transcript of the gene WDR74, whose product is annotated as WD repeat domain 74. Gene Ontology annotation, biological process: ribosomal large subunit biogenesis. The coding region runs from base 821 to 1996 and encodes 391 amino acids. The record is from RefSeq and is a predicted model, not a curated record. Gene Ontology annotation, cellular component: preribosome, large subunit precursor; nucleolus. The transcript has 12 exons. Gene Ontology annotation, molecular function: protein binding. NCBI's taxonomy places the organism in Eukaryota, Metazoa, Chordata, Mammalia, Carnivora, Otariidae.
GUCAGUAUCGCUUCUCGGCCUUUUGGCUAAGAUCAAGUGUAGUAUCUGUUCUUAUCAGUUUAAUAUCUGAUACGUCCUCUAUCCGAGGACAAUAUAUUAAAUGGAUUUUUGGAAUUAGGAGAUGGAAUAGGAGCUUGCUCCGUCCACUCCACGCAUCGACCUGGUAUUGCAGUACUUCCAGGAACGGUGCACCCCCCCUUCGGGGGAUUUAUGCUGUUUAAAAGUUAGAACUGGUGUUUUUAAACUACAGCUGGGUAUCUACUUGCAGUAAACUGUACAUUUCAGGAUGUACUAAUUAAUCAUCCGACGGCAUAAUAGCGAAGAGUGUCUUAUUCGGUGUUCUUUAAUGUUUAGUUUCAUCCCGAGAGACCGCUGAAUUACAUCCCAUCCAGUCUAAGCUUUUGAAAACAAGAUGUACAUGAUGCUUCGGAGCAGGGAGACGGACUAGGCCCGGCUUCAGGAGACGCGGUCCGCUUAGGUGCCUUCCACUCCAAGUGCAAAACUGUCAAGUUACUCUCCAGAUCACAAACAAGUAUCUCCAGAUUUCGUCUUCGUAAAGCAAAACCAGCUGGCGAAGUUAGGGGAUCUUUACUCUUCCAGCUUUUUGUUUGUUUUUGAGUGAUCUCUACACCCAACCUGGGGGCUCAAACUCAAGACACCGAGAUCAAAAGUCGCAAACUCUUCCCACGGAACCAGCCAGGUUCUUUCCUUCCGGCUCCUUAAACUCCAGGAGAGGGCGGUCCUCCCGAUGGGGCUCGGCGCGCGCUGGUGACGCCGACACUGCGCCGGAAGUACGCGCCGUGGGCUGCCGCGUCCCGCUAUGGCGGCUGCUGGGGCACGCUGGAACCAUGUGUGGGUGGGCACCGAGACUGGGAUCCUGAAAGGGGUGAACCUUCAGCGCAAACAGGCGGCGAACUUCACGGCGGCAGGACAGCCGCGGCGCGAGGAGGCGGUGAGCGCCCUGUGCUGGGGCGCGGGCGGCGAGACUCAGAUCCUGGUGGGUUGCGCCGACAGAACGGUGAGGUACUUCAGCACCGAGGAGGGCCGAUUCCGGGGCCAGAAGCACUGCCCUGGCGGGGAGGGCACGUUCCGAGGUCUCGCCCAGGUCGACGGCACCCUUAUCACAUGUGUGGAAUCUGGGAUUAUCCAAGUCUGGCGUGACAAUGACAAGGAGGCAUCCUCUGACCCACUCCUGGAACUGAGUGUGGGUCCCGGGGUGUGUAGGAUGCGCCAAGACCCGGCACACCCCCACAUGGUUGCCACGGGUGGGAAAGAGCAUGCUUUGAAGGUGUGGGACCUACAGGGGUCUGAGGAGCCUGUGUUCAGGGCCAAGAAUGUACGGAACGACUGGCUUGACCUGCGGGUUCCCAUCUGGGAUCAGGACAUACAGUUCCUCCCUGGGUCUCAGAAGCUUGUCACCUGCACAGGGUACCACCAGGUCCGUGUCUAUGAUCCAGCCUCCCCCCAGCGCCGGCCAGUCCUGGAGGCCACCUAUGGAGAGUACCCGCUUACAGCCAUGACCCUCACUCCUGGGGCCAAUUCAGUGAUCGUGGGGAACACUCACGGGCAGCUGGCAGAAAUUGACCUUCGGCAAGGGCGCCUCCUGGGCUGUCUGAAGGGGUUGGCAGGCAGUGUCCGAGGAUUACAGUGCCACCCUUCAAAGCCCCUACUAGCCUCCUGUGGCUUGGACAGAGUCUUGAGGGUACACAGGAUCCGGAAUCCACGGGGUCUGGAGCAUAAGGUUUAUCUCAAGUCUCAACUGAACUGCCUUCUCUUGUCAGGCAGGGAUAACUGGGAGUUUUCUCCCACCCACCAGGAUGAGCCCCAAGAGCCCCAAGAGGCCAAAAAGGCGCCCCCAGAAGACACAGAGACAGAUCAACUUUGGGCCUCCUUAGAGGCAGCUGCCAAGCGGAAGCUCCCUGAUUUGGAGCCGACCCAAGGGGCUCUCCAAACCAGACGGAGAAAAAAGCAGCGGCCUGGGUCCACCAGCCCCUGAAGAGCCUGUGCUCACUUUGUAAAUAAAUAUCUCAGCACUCACCAUGACCCUGAGCCUUUUGUGAUGGGAGAAAGGAAAAAGGGGUGGCUGCUCCCAGCGCUGGUGCAGUGGGGUAUCUGACGUCACAAAAGCAAGGCCGGGAGCCUGGCGGCCUGGCGAGGGUGGCACGGAGUUCGGGGCCGCUCGGGGGUAUGGGCUGCUGCCAAAACAAGGACUUUCAGAUCUCCGAUGAGCCGGCCAAGGAGGCCGAGUCGGAGGAAGGCGAAGGUGGGACCCAAGACACACCAACGGGCCCGGGGAGCAGGAGAAGGGGCUGCCCCGACCGGGACCGCCCAGGAGGUUGGACCGGGGAGGGUAGAGCAGAGCUCAGUGGCCUCGUCAUCCCCGCAGGCUUCGAAAGGGUCGAUGAGGAGCCGCAGAACCGCGGGAAUCGCAGGUCGAAUGAAAGCCUUUUGAUCACCGUGCUGUGGCGGCGGCUAUCCCUGUUCGGCCGUCGGGGGUCAAACAAGAGGCAAUCAGCCCAGAAUCAAAAGCAGGGGUUACGGGAGAGGACCCGGGAGGGGAUCCUGGAGGAGCCGGAGAAGGGGUGACCCCAGCCCUGCUCUCAGUCUGCCCCAGCCCCUAGAGAAUAAAAUUUCUAACAUGUA